UGAUUCAGAGCACCCAUGGUUUACUCCCCUCAGACGAGCAGCAGAAGCUAAGAAAACCAAAGCUCAGAAACCAAAACUCAGUCACAGCACGAACAUGAGGACAGAGAAGACUGGAUGGGAAAAAACAUCUAUUUCAAUCCUAAUUAAAGGUUACUGACCCCGGAGAAAGAGAAGAAAAAAAAAAGGAAAAAAAAGUGAAGCAACGUUUCUUGCCAAAGUUUGGUCCGUUUGCAUCAACCAAAACCACCAGCGCCCGCUUCUAGCUGUAAGAACAACAUUUGGAGGAGUGGGGGGGAAUUAAAACGAGCUUCCUGGAGGUUUUUUACUUGAAGUUCGUCCUUCGCUCUUUUCUCUGCGGUCUGCUUCUUCUGGGAGCGCUCUGCUGCGCACGAGAGGGGCGCGAGUGACGUCACGGUCCCUGAGUGGACGAGGUGUGCAUGAGAGCUGUACCUGUGACGGACACGCUGUCCCCACCUGAAAACAGCAGCCUAAUUAAACAGUUUAAUAGUGAUUCAGGCAGUGUUUCACUCAGCAGGUGCGCAGCUUGGUUCACACACAUUUAGAAGGCUGUGAGAAAAACACAAAAAGCAAAUCUAACUCUUAUGAAGCAGUUUCCUUCUGAUGAUGACAUGAAACGAUUGACAAAAGCCAAGUUCCUCGUUGGUAAAGCAAACAAAGGGGAAGCUGAAGCGCUUAGACACUUUUGCCCUGGAGACAGAGAAGUGAACAGACACUGAUAGAAGACAACAGAAAAAGCACCAGACCCCUGCAGAAACAUUAACUAGAGAAAAGGACUGUGGAGCUACAGGAAGAUGGACAUCAAUGGUGGGCUCAUAGCACAUCAACAAAGCUACUGCUGCUUACUUAUCAUUGUUUGCAUGAGAGGUGUUCUAGCUGGUGAUUGGUCAGUUCACCUCCCCUCCAGUCCCAUAUGUGCUGUGGUUGGCUCUUCAGUAGUCCUGUCUUGUUCCUAUGACUACCCACUUAGCUCUGACCAAUUCAAAGCAGAUGGGCCACUCUCUGCUCAGACAGGAGGCAAUGAAAAGGGACUGGAAUACAAAGUUUUGUCUGAGAUGUGGUGUCUUGGAGACAGCCGCUGUAUUACAGGAAGAUAUGUGUUCCACAGUGCCGGUAUCUUCCCUGAUCCAUCAUAUGAGAACCGAGUGGAGUAUCUGGGACAGCCUGGAACCAAGAACUGCUCUUUAAGGAUUUCUGAUCUCAAAGAGUCAGACAGUGGAACCUACGUGUUCUACCUCAUUACCAACCAUACGACUGAGAAGAUGCCUCCACAGACUGGAAUACAACUCUUAGUAGCAGCAGAUUCCUUCGGAGCUGUUGCAGUCUCAGCAGGUCCAUCCCAUAUUGUGUCUGAGGGUGCUGCAUUAAGCCUGGCUUGUUGUAGCCCAGCAGCCACUGCACAAAGCCAGUUCACCUGGUACAAGAGCACAGAGAGCAGGGUUUUACAUGCUGGACAGGUAUGGAUUAUCCGUGACGUCACACCUGAAAAAUCUGGAAACUACCACUGCCAAAUGAAGACUGGAAAUCAGAUGCAAAAAUCUAACUUUCUGGCCAUUAAUGUGCAUUACCCACCUAGAAACACAAGUAUCUCCAUCUUAGGAGCCCGAGACGAUUAUCCUGUGACUCUGACCUGCAGCAGUGAGGCAAACCCACCGGUGGACACCUAUGUCUGGUAUCAGGGUGAAGCCUGUCGACCGACUGCAGACAAAAGCUUUCAUCCAGGAAGGCGAACCAAGGCUACACUAACAGGAAGAGGCCCAACAUUCAGCAUGGCCAACUUUACCACUGAGACGUGUGGGCAGCACUGCUGUGUGGCACGCAACAGACAUGGAUCUGACAGCAUGACUUUCAGCAUAACAAAUUCAAGAGCAAAAACUCCAUCAGACUCAUUGAGAGGAAAAAUGGUCCUAAUUGGAGUAACUGUUGGGAUUCUGGCUAUUGUUGUUGCUACAGUUGCCUUUCUGCUGAUGAGAGGGAAGAAGAAAGCCAGACAUCGCUCAUAUGUCCUGACUGGGACAACUGUCACAGAAUCUUAAUGACACAGAUUGAAAGCAGACAUUUUUUAUACUGCAACCCAAAUGUGAAGAGCUAAUGGAUACAUGAGGGGACCAACACGUGUCUGAUCAUCCUGCAACAUGACUCCAUCUUUGCAGUUACAUAAUAUACCAACUUAUUAUCGACACAAAACCCAACAAUAAGGCUUCAUAUUCAUCUUUUUUAACUAAGGAUUUUAAUUAUAAAUUGAAUAAUGUUUUUGAAUAAAAGUAGUUAUACAUAUGUGUUCUUAAAGUUAAAAAAAAAAAUUAUAUACAGUAGAUAUAUAUAAAUGUGUAUGUGUGUACUUUUUUUUUCAUUUUCAAGUUGAGAUUAUUUAUUCUCAAAGCACAAAAUAAAAUAUGGAAGUCCAAUUAGAGUUUAAAGUAUGAUUUUCUGUGCAACAAUACAUAAUUAGAUAUGUAGAUUUCCAUUAUGUCUGACUAAAUACAACCAAAUAUCUGCUACAAAAAAAGUUGAAGUAAAAACAAAAUAUGUCUAUACCUGUUUAUCUAUUCAAGAUAGGAGACAUAUUUCAUGAUUGCAUCUCCAAUUGGAAUUUACUAAUGAAUUUAUUUUUGGGGUUUAAAUUAUCAGUUGAUGAAAUUGUCCUGCUUUGGCUUUUUUUAUAUACAGAUGAAAGUUGUACUUUGGGUUGGUGUGAUAUAGUUAGAUUUGAGCUGUACAUGCCAUGUAUCAAACCCUACUUAAAGUCCUUUUAUAAUGUCUUCUAAGUCGAGUUACUUCAGAAGUUGACAUUCUGUUAGUAGGACUGUUCAUUUUGCUCUUACACAUUCUCUGAUAAGUCCAAAUAAAUGAGAAAUGAGGCCCUUACACAACUCAUUCACUGAAAAAAUUAAUGCAACCGCUUUUGGCAUUUAUUUAGUUACUUUAUCACAAUUAUUUUAUGUCCUACCCUAACAUAAAACAAUUGUGUUAAAGUAACUAAAUAUGAUUAGGUGAAUGCCAAAAAUGGUUGCAUUAUUUUUUUCGGUGUUGUGUAAGGGCUAAGGGUGUUUUCGACUGUUGCUUUGAAGAUAAUGAUGGAAAAUUUAGAUUUUAGGCCUCUAAUGUUUCAUAAGGCAUAGUUUUACAAUCAUGGCAAUAUUUUAAUGUUUUAAGAGCCUAAUUCCACCCCAGACCCCAAACAAUGUCUCAGUUCCACAUUUAGCUCCUUGAACAUUCAAUAAUUUCUCAGGUUAAUGAUAUGAGUGCUAAACCUUUCUUUUUUAACUUAAUUAAAACAACUUGUUUGUUGUAUUCAUUUCA
This is a messenger RNA of Cyprinodon tularosa, 3321 nucleotides long. Its product is annotated as limbic system-associated membrane protein-like. The record is from RefSeq and is a predicted model, not a curated record. The coding region runs from base 813 to 2054 and encodes 413 amino acids. NCBI's taxonomy places the organism in Eukaryota, Metazoa, Chordata, Actinopteri, Cyprinodontiformes, Cyprinodontidae. The transcript is spliced from 9 exons.